AUGAACGGGAUGGCGAGAAUACUAUCCCGCGGGGAGAAGCGCUCAACCGGUAGCAGUUCCAGCAAAGUAUAUCCUCCCGACCGCUAUUCGUUUAUCAAGCUCCGUUCUAGCUCAGAAGAGUCGUUUCUUGCGAGCCGUCGCUCAUAUUUUGCUUGCUCUCGAUUGUCGCGCUUUUUGCUAGGGAGGGUUCCUUAUGCUUCAUUGUUUUUACGGCGUGCGGGGUCACAGCUGCUGGUUGAAGAGCCAUUGACUAACCAGCAUUCUUAUGAUCCUAUACAGUCACGAGUUACUGCAGACCUGUACAGUAUCUUCUCGCCCGAAGACAAAAAGAAGAAACUCAGCAAAGAGGAAGAGCUCAAGGUCAAAGCCAUUGCUCAUAGACUCACGGCCCUUGGUAUCACCAGCCUCAAAGAACCGCAGAUGGAGUAUGCCCUCCGAGUAAAAUCCACCGACGGCGAUGUCGAAAAGGCCGUCGAGCUCCUCGUACUGUUCGAGGAUGCGUUGGAAGGGAUACUGACGCCAUACAAUUCACGGGUGAAGCUACUCGGCGCGGAGAAUCGUGAGGCUGUCACCUGCUACCUGGACGCCUUACUCUUCGCCAUGUUCGCCAGAUUCGACAGUUUUGAGGCUAUGCUAUACGACACGUUUAGUGACGAGCCACGGAAGCUGUUGGCAGCGGUGCUGCGGUUAUGGGUCAAUAUGCUGCGAUCUGGAAGACUCAUCACAGUGGACAUUACGAAGCAGCUGCAGGAGGCGCUUAGUCGUUGCGGAUGGGAAGAUGCCACCAAGGUGCAUCAACAGGACGCUUCUGAGGCCUUCACCUUCAUCACUGGGAAACUAGAGCUGCCGAUGCUGACGCUCAAGAUGGACAUUUACCACUCCGGCAAGACCGAUGCUAAAGACGAUCACAAGAUUGUGAACGAGCGGCUACUGGAGGUGUCGAUACCUGAACCAUCAGAGGAUGGCAAAACUAUCACUUUGGAGGAGUGCCUGGAAUCUUACUUCAACAACCGCAUCGAGGUAAAGCGGCAUCUACAACGGCGGAACACACUGAACACGCCCAUAUCGCAAGACAAGGCUACAGCCUUGCACAUAGAAGUCGUGGAAGUCUCGUCAAGACCAGAUUCUCCUGCUCCCCCUACGCCUUCCACACCAACUGCACCGCCCGCCAGGCCCGUCAGUACACGCCGGCGAGCGGACAGCAUAUUCAGCCAGCGAAAGGUGGAGGUUGGUGAUUCUACUGACGGAAAGAGCCACGACGAUGUAUCUGUUGGUAGCCCGAACCGUCAGCGAGCCAUAUCCAUUCGUAACGAAGUCAUGAUGCCAGCUUGGCAGUUUUUCAGUCUUAUCCCAUGGUACACCGAGACGAGUAACGCCCCAACAAAUGAUGCACAGGUUGCCGCCCAUUUCUCCGCCAAGCGCCCAGUGCUUGGUAUAUGUCUUAAGCGCUAUGCUUUCCUACCCAACGGCACACCUAGACGACUCGAUACAUACAUAGACAUACCCCUCGAAAUAGGCCUGCCACAUUUUAUCUCCGAUGACCGCAUGGAAGAAGAAGAAGGCCCACUGUCCGGAAACUUCAAACUCUCCCUCCAAUCCAUCGUCUGCCACCGCGGCAUCUCCGUCGACUCCGGCCACUACAUCGCCCUUGUCCGCGGCGACGCGCCCAACGCAGACACCAACAGCACCACCCUGAGCCCCUCGCUCUCCCGCCCCGCCUCAGCCGCCAGCUCAGUAACGAGCCAAUCCAGCUCAUCGCACUGGCUCCGCUUCGACGACCUCGCCGCCGAGCGCGUCUCCUACAUCGACAUCGCCCAAGCACUGAAGGAAGAAUCGCCCUACCUCCUCUUCUACCAAGUCCAGCCCAUCAACGACUCGGUCUCCGCCCCUUCCUCACGCGACGGCGCACCUCCACCCUACUCCGAAGCCGACUUCCUCACCUCCGCCGAGCGCUCGACAUCCCCUGAGCAAUUUCCGACCGCCCCGUCUACCAGCACCGUAAACACGACCGCGACCCCGACCGCUGCCGCAUCGACGGACGCAGUCUCCUGGACCCAGCCCAACAGCCCCGAGCUUUCCAACCCCGCGCUCGUGGACUCGAGCGCCACGACCCUGACGACGACCGUUGGCGGCACCGCUGCAGGCACAGCCUCGCCGCUCGAAGAGAAGCGCGGCCGCCGGCAGAGCCUGACCCUGCUCAGCCGCGCGACCGACCGCCUCUCCGCCGCGACGAACGCAGCGCGCACGUCCUUCGAAAGCAGCAACACGCGCCGCAGCAGUGUCGUGCUCUACGCCGCGCCAUCGUCUGUCGCGACGGCGCCGGGAAGCACGGCCACGACGCCGGGCGAAGAGAUGGGCGGUGCAGGGGCGAAAGGCGGGUUCCUCGGAGAGGCGUUGGGGCGGCGGGGGAGCAGGGCUGGGACUAGCGUCAGCACUGGUGGCGCUGGGCCGACGGUGGCGAAGAAGGGAGGGAGUAAGAGCAGGCCUACGAGCCAGAGCGGAGAGGGGAAUCGGCUUAGUUUCUCGAUGAGUCGGCUCACGGGAAAGAAAAGUCGGGAUCGGUUGGGUGAGAGUGCUGGGGUGGGGGUUGAGGAGCUGGAGGUUGAAGGGGAGGAUGGGGUGGGUGGCGAGACGGGGAAGAAAGGUGGGGGUUUGGGGAAGAGUAAGAGUAAGAAGAAGCAUAAGCAUAAGCAUGGGGCGCAAGCGGCGAAGCCAGGAACUGAGGGCGGGGCGUCGGGUGGGAGGAAGGGAUUGGAUCGGGAGUGCAGCGUUAUGUGA
This is a messenger RNA of Coniosporium apollinis CBS 100218, 2778 nucleotides long. RefSeq lists its product as uncharacterized. Gene Ontology annotation, molecular function: cysteine-type deubiquitinase activity; cysteine-type endopeptidase activity. Gene Ontology annotation, biological process: protein deubiquitination. NCBI's taxonomy places the organism in Eukaryota, Fungi, Ascomycota, Dothideomycetes. Gene Ontology annotation, cellular component: cytosol; nucleus. The transcript has 4 exons. The record is from RefSeq and is a predicted model, not a curated record. Bases 1 to 2778 code for a protein of 925 amino acids.